Blepharisma stoltei is the source of this 240-nucleotide messenger RNA. Lineage: Eukaryota; Ciliophora; Heterotrichea; Heterotrichida; Blepharismidae. The record is from the annotation of a GenBank genome assembly.
AUGUGAGCAGAGGAGUGAGACAAGGUGGUUAUUCUCCUAUUUGCUUCAAUCUCAUUCCUAAUAAAUGGCUUGAUGGUUGAGGAGCGAGGCUUGGGAGUUAGUGUGGGAGGUACGAGAAUUGGAAUCUUACUAUAUGCUGAUGAUAUAGCUGAAGACUUGAGAAUGCUGAUAGAGCUAAUUGCUGUUACUGAACUGUUAGCAAAGAAGUACACAGAAAACUGGAUGGUGAGAAUGAUCUAG